This is a messenger RNA of Entamoeba invadens IP1, 2228 nucleotides long. Its product is annotated as AMP dependent ligase/synthetase, putative. The record is from RefSeq and is a predicted model, not a curated record. Gene Ontology annotation, molecular function: long-chain fatty acid-CoA ligase activity. Gene Ontology annotation, cellular component: membrane; endoplasmic reticulum. The annotation marks the transcript as partial. Lineage: Eukaryota; Evosea; Mastigamoebida; Endamoebidae. The transcript has a single exon.
AUGUCACUCGAUACUACAGAACACGUUCCUCCAGUUGUCAAAAAUGACGACGAGAUUGAAGUUCCACAAGAAAACUCAAAGGAAACAAAUCACAGUUCAAACCAAAGCUCACGAUCCGAGUCCUCUCGUUCCGACACAGACGAUGAUUUUGAUCUCAACGUUCACCGUAAAGUUGAGGUUUCCAAAAUACAACUUUCAGACGACGAGACUCCAAAAGAAACUGAAAAAAAGACUCCAAGAAAAUCGCCAAGUCCAUUUCCUGAUAUUCCUGAUUCGGUCAUUCCAGAAACACUCGAUGACGUAUUACCAAUUAAAGGCCUUUCAGAUAAAGCACUUUUCAAUCUUUCAAAGUAUAAUUCAACAAAUGAGAAGAUGACAAUUCAAGAUUAUAUUGCUGGAAUAAGUGGUAUGGAAGGGGCACUUUUUGAUAUAGAGAAAGUCAAAGUCCCUGGCCUCUUGGCGAAAGAUUUUGCCGAUGAAGUCAAGAACUUAACGAAGUCGUACAUUUCUCUCAAUUUGAAGGGAAGAGGUGUCAUGUUCAUAUCAAAGAACUAUUAUAGGGUACACGCGCUUUCAUUGGCUGCUGUAGGUGCUGGGAUGUAUGUCAUUCACAUGAACCCCUCUACGCCGAUGGUUUCGUUGGUUGAAGCUGUCAAACAGUCUGGAGCAGCACAAAUUGUGUGUGAUUUGGACAAUAAAGAUUAUGUUGUUGAGUUGAUGAAAUACACAAAACUGCCAUGUCUACUUAUUAAUGGUGUUAUGAACGAUGGUUUUGUUAAUUACGACGAUUUCAAAAAAAUAGCAGACUCAGUCGAUGACGCAAAAAUUGACGAGUUUAGAAAACAGGCUAAACCUACUGACAUUGCCGAAAUAGUUUUUUCAUAUGCUGAGAAUGGGAUCAGAGGCACAAUGUGGACACAUGGCAAUAUCAUCGCACAGUGCUGUGCACUUAAAUCAAUGUUCAACUUGACGAACAAGGACAGAUAUAUAAUGUGCCACAACAUGUCGUAUUAUGUUGAGAGAUUGUUCUCGUUGUAUUUACCAAUUAUGGUUGGGUACCACGUCUAUAUUUCUACGGACGUAUUGUAUCGUGAGAACUUGAAGUAUUUCAUUGAAAUUGCUAAAAAAUUUAAACCAACUAUUUUAGUUGGAGUGCCACGACUUUAUGAAAAGUUGCUUUUUAGAAUUAAUGAAGCUUUGAAGAAGUCUAAACUUGCGGCCAAAGUGAAAGAUUUAGCGGUAGAUGGGAUGGUUAAACAAGAAGAAGGCAAAUCAAAGCCAGUUGGGUAUGGCACAUCACGCACUUUGGUCUUCAACAAAGGAAAAGAAAAGACAGGAGUGAUUGACGUUAGGUACUUCAUAUGUGCUGGUAUUCUGAAUCAGAAUAUGUUAAAGGAUAUUAUGGGGAAAGGCAUUGAAGUCUUUUGUGGACUUCCUUUCAUAGAAACCACUGGAUUUAUCGCACUUAAUAGAGAAAAGUGUUUGCAAUUGGAGUCCGUUGGUAAAGUUAUUCCAGGUUGUGAAAUUUCCGUUCAAAACAAAAUGUUGAUGUGCAGUGGACCUACAAUAUCUGGUGGGUACACUGUUGGAGAGAUUGGAGAACAUUUUAACACGGAAUGUGAAGCAACUUUGAACAAUGACUUUGUGGAAAUCAAACAAUACAAAAACACUGCGAUUAUGACGAGCACUGGCGAGUUCGUGUCUUAUAAAUUUGUUGAGUCUCUUGUGAAAAGUAUAACGGUGAUCAAGGGUGUACUUAUUGCGGGAAAUGAUAAGCCGUAUUUAAGUUGUAUACUCAAUGUGGUUUAUGCCAAAGCUAAAGACGUAUUGAAAGAGAAGUGUCCGACAGAGAAGAUGCUGGCACGUGAUGCCUACUUCGGCACUUUCAUUCGUCAACGAAUUGAUUGGCUUAACAAACAACUUCCAAAGCCACUUCAGAUCAAACGGUUUGGUGUGAUGGUUGAUGGGCAACCAGGCACUGACUUAUUGAAGGAGAACAUGAGCUUUGAGGAUCAGAAAGUUGCAAUAGUGAAAUUCCAACCGUUUAUUGAUAAAUUGUAUGUGAGAGGAAUUGUGGAAAAAGAAGGCAAAGCUUCUAAAACAGAGAAAGAGGAACAGAAGAAGCGACGCAAAGCGGAGAAGGAGAGAGAGAAAGAGGAGAGAAAGCAAGCAAAAGCAGAGAAGAAGCUUAAAGAAAAGGAUCAAAAGGCGGAAAAAGCGAUGCAAAA